Messenger RNA from Cornus florida, 978 nucleotides. RefSeq lists its product as uncharacterized. The coding region runs from base 1 to 978 and encodes 325 amino acids. The record is from RefSeq and is a predicted model, not a curated record. The transcript has 4 exons. NCBI's taxonomy places the organism in Eukaryota, Viridiplantae, Streptophyta, Magnoliopsida, Cornales, Cornaceae. Gene Ontology annotation, molecular function: protein dimerization activity.
AUGCGCGGCGAAUGGAAUAGACUACAAACAUUAUUUCUUAAAGAUUGCCCAUUUGCUUAUUAUGUCCAUUGUUUUGCUCAUCAAUUACAAUUAGCAUUAGUUGCAGCAGCAAAAGAUGAGACGAAUAUUUGGCAAUUUUUCUCUCACCUAACUUGUAUUGUCAAUCUUGUUGCUUCCUCUCCUAAGCGUCUUGCUGAAUUAAAAUCUUUUCAAAGGGAUGAUAUUGCAUAUAUGUUGAGCAUAGGUGAACGUGAAUCUGAGUUGUUAAAAGUCUUAGAAAUAGUGGACAAAGUCAACAAAUAUGUGGGCAAGCUUCAGGCCUUGCAAUGCAAAUCUCAAGAUAUUCUAAAUGCUUUGAAAUUAGUCUCAUCAACUAAAAAUCUCCUUCAAAUAUUCAGAGAAGAUUAUUGGGAUAUUUUUCUUGCCAAUGUGGUGUCAUUUUGCAAUCGAUAUAACAUUGAUAUACCUGAUUUGAGUUCUCGUUAUGUAGAGGGUAUGGGUCGUCAUUGUCAGCAACAAGAUCAUAUUACAGUUGAGCACCAUUAUCACUUUGACAUUUUCAACUCUGCAAUAGAUUUACAGUUGAUGGAGUUAGAACAUAGAUUCAACAAUGAAGUAGUGGAACUUCUUACUCUUAGCUCAUCUUUGGAUCCUAGUGAUUCUUUUAAAUAUUUUAACGUGGAAAAGAUAUGCAAUCUUCUAUCCUUGGGACUUCACUGGCCAAGAUUUGUAAGCAAGAAGUUUGAUUACUACCCUUUGGUUGAUAGAUUGAUUCGUCUUGUAUUGAUUCUUCCUGUUUCUACAGCAACUACGGAAAGAGUAUUUUCAAGCAUUAAACGUGUUGAAACUGCGAUGCGUAGCAGGAUUGUAGAUGAAUUUCUUGUUAACUGCAUGACCAUCAAUCUUGAACGGGAGCUUGUUUGGAAAAUUGACUUGGAGCCUGUUAUUGACGAAUUCAAGUGUUUAAAGACUCGUUGA